Messenger RNA from Aspergillus glaucus CBS 516.65, 1647 nucleotides. RefSeq names its product C2H2-type zinc finger protein. The transcript has a single exon. NCBI's taxonomy places the organism in Eukaryota, Fungi, Ascomycota, Eurotiomycetes, Eurotiales, Aspergillaceae. Gene Ontology annotation, molecular function: RNA polymerase II cis-regulatory region sequence-specific DNA binding. The coding region runs from base 290 to 1579 and encodes 429 amino acids. The record is from RefSeq and is a predicted model, not a curated record. Gene Ontology annotation, cellular component: nucleus; cytoplasm.
AAAAAAAAAAAAAAAAAAAAAAAAACAAAGUUUGGCCUUAUAUCGGGUGUUGAUCACGUCUUCCCGGUUUUUUUUGCUGCACUCCCCCUGUGCUGGGCCAUUCAUCUAUCUUUCUUCUUCCUCUUCCUUUGCGCCUCGGCUUUUCACCCCCACAACCCACUCUCUCCCCCUUCCGAACCGACCCUUCUUUUAUAAAUCCCCCCCAAUUGCCCUACUUCCACACCCGCCUUUUCCCUCUUCUCUCCUCUUCCUCCACCUCAACCUCAACACACCCACGUCACAGCUUCAGAUGCCAUCGCCGGCGUCUUCAGUCGAUUUCUCCAAUCUACUGAAUCCUCAAUCCUCGGAUUCAGACCCUCUCGCCGCUUCUCGUCAACAGACCACGUCAGCACCAGCUACUCCUGGUCCUCCUUCGACCAACAUGGCCUCUUCCGUCAGCCUACUGCCUCCUCUGAUGAAGGGUGCUCGUCCGGCCACCGAGGAGGUGCGCCAGGACCUCCCUCGACCUUACAAGUGCCCCCUCUGUGACCGCGCGUUCCACCGUUUGGAACACCAGACCCGUCAUAUUCGAACGCAUACUGGUGAGAAGCCACAUGCUUGCCAGUUCCCGGGGUGCACAAAGCGUUUCAGUCGCUCCGAUGAGCUGACCCGUCACUCGAGAAUCCACAACAACCCCAACUCGAGACGUAGCAACAAGGCGCAGCAUCUGGCCGCAGCAGCUGCAGCGGCUGCAGGUGCUCAGGACAACCCUCAUGCCGUCGUGAACAAUGCAGCUGGUUCCAUGAUGCCCCCGCCUAGCAAGCCUAUCACCCGCUCUGCUCCCGUCUCUCAGGUCGGUUCGCCCGACGUCUCUCCUCCUCACUCUUACGCCAACUUCGCCGGCCACAUGCGUUCGAAUCUGGGUCCCUUCCCUCGCAACAGCGAGCGGGCAUCAUCGGGUAUGGACAUCAACCUCCUGGCCACUGCAGCCUCGCAAGUCGAGCGCGAUGAUCACUUUGGAUUCCAAAACCCUCCGCGCAGCCACCACCCUCUGCUCAGUUCGCGGCACCACAACAGCAGUAGUCGUCUUCCUUCUCUCUCUGCGUAUGCCAUCUCUCAGAGCAUGUCUCGCUCGCAUUCGCACGAGGAAGAUGACUCCUCGCAUCGCAUCAAGCGUUCGAGGCCGAACUCGCCUAACUCGACUGCACCCUCUUCUCCUACCUUCUCCCACGACUCUCUCUCCCCAACCCCUGACCACACUCCCCUGGCCACUCCGGCCCACUCGCCGCGUUUGAGGCCGCUGGGUUCGAGUGAGUUGCACUUGCCGUCGAUACGUCACCUGUCGAUCCACACGCCGGCCUUGGCACCGAUGGAGCCCCAGGCCGAGGGUCCUCAGUACUACAACCCCGGUCAGGGCCACGCUGGCCCGAGCAUCUCCGACAUUAUGUCGAGGCCAGAUGGCACACAGCGGAAGCUUCCAGUACCGCAGGUCCCUAAGGUGGCUGUUCAGGACAUGUUGAAUCCUACGAGUGGCUUUUCGUCCAUGUCCUCGUCGACCAACAAUUCGGUCGCUGGUGGUGACCUGGCAGACCGCUUUUAAAAGCAAUUUGAUUUUCACUUUUCUUUUUCGAUCAAAUUCAAAAAAGGAUUCCAAAAAAGAAAAACAAC